UCCACUUAGUGGUGUUCUUACAUCCGGCUUGUUGCCCGUCAGACACUUCCUCCAAUGAUGGACAAGACUGGCAGACACAGAGAGGCUAUGUACAGGACUGAAAUGGGAUGUUCAGAGGCUCUUGAUUGUUGCCACUCUAUUCAACGGCAGAGAUGGAAUCAAUACUUUUUUUCUUUAGUAAGUCUGCAGCCGUCGUGCAGCUAUUGCAAUGCACUCAAGAAAGCCAUUCUUAUAACAAUAUCUUGUUAUUUCUCGCCUCCGUUUCUUAUACACUACAAUUGCACAUCCAUACAAAACUGUAUAAUGUACAUGAAUAUAUCUGCAACCCAUGCUAUGAUUCUGUGUAAGCACAGCACACAGUAUUAUAUCUGUGGUGGUGGUAGUAGUAGUGGAUGGGUUGUUGUUAGCUGUGUUUAAAAGAUUAACCAGUCCUAGGAGCUUAGUGUAAGCAGCACUCGCUGUGCUCUGCUUCCUUACUCUGUCGCUAUCUCUGGACCCUUCUGCAGAUGGAGAUCAUGCAGAACACCUGAAGACUACUAAGCAUGCUUCUGUGCCUUUUUAUGGAGAUUUAAGUGGAAGUUUGAAGAUAAACUCAUUAACAUCCAUGCAUGUUUUUUCUUUGGUUCAGAACUAAGCUGUGAGAGGUGUUUACCUCUCCUGCUUGUAGAGACUGCUACUGAGGAACCGAAGACAGGCAGCCAUGAGACUGUACUCACUGCUGCUAUUGCUCCUGGGGUCCUCACACGGGGUAUUCACACAGCUGCCUGAGUUAAUGGAGGAGGAAGGUAGCGGUGUGACUCCAGAACCUGUGGAUGACACCUACUGGUCAGGCACAGCCCCCAUCUGUAUGGGAGGUUGUAAGGGGAGACACCAGGAACUGAAGAAAGAUCGCUGUGGGGACUCUGACUGCUGCUGGUUUGGCUAUAAAUCCCUUUGCAGAGUGAACUGUGGGAGGCCUGAUGUGGACUAUAACGGGAUGGUGUACGGGAACGACUGGUGGGUGGGCUCAGUUGUCCGGUACGCCUGUCGCUCUGGCUUCCUAUUGGUGGGGGACCCUGCCCGAGCCUGCCAAUCCAAUGGAGGCUGGACCCCCAAACCCUCCUGUCUCAGGGUGUGUCGUCAGGGCCGUGUGGAGAUCACUGAGAAGGAGCUAGAAACAGCUACCUGCUCCUCCACCUGUCCCCUUAAGUCCUACAUGGGGCCUCUUAAGCAGGGCUGCUACGGCAUGGACAACUGCAGGAAGAUGAAUCCUGACUGGAAGCGCUGGUUCACCCGCUGUGACACGUGCCUGUGUGAUUGCCACAUCGCCUGUGCAUCUUUAGGUUAAAAGACGGACAAAUUCCACUAUUGAGUGACUAGAAUAUGUAUUCCAAAACAUCACAAGAAAUAUCAGUGAACAGCCUAACAUCACAGAUCCUCAUUGGAAUCUCAAUCGGAAUGCUCGAAUCCUCAUCGGACUAUUGCUGCUUCAUCUGCUGUCAGGAGGAUGAAAGGGAAACCUAGAGAGACAUCUCUGUGGAACUAACAACAGUCCGUCGCCAGAGACUGCGGUCCUGACCUCAACAACCUCAUAGGGUUAACGUAUAGAACACAAUGGAGGCGAAGACACUACUUUUCCUCAGUUUCCUAAACAAACUCCCUGACUACAUAAAGGACUCAUCAUGCAGCCUAUAUGAACAGUUUUGACGGUAGAGGGGGAGGCCUCUCCGAGUGUAGAGGUUCUGUUGGGAUUAACGAGUUGUCCUUUAGCUCAACCUGCUCAUUCAAUCUGUCCUGGAACCUAGAAUGAGCUAGUUGUUGAGCUGAGACCUUAAUCUUGUUACCCACCGCAGUCCAGAGGAGAGUAGAGGUGUCGGUGGAAGUCAGAGAGGAGGACCAGGUUCAACCAUCUAACAGCAUGUUUACUAUACUGCAUGUGGAGAUAGCUUGGAAUGCAUAAUAUGCAAUGUGUAUUUCUAAAUGGAUGGGAUAUACAAUAUUAACAAAGUGUAUCUUCAUUUCUCCUUAUGUUACAGCCAUUGGUUGGACUGUCUGUAUUGCUUUUAAGAUGUAGAUGGUUGUCCAAAGUCAAAGGUGCUUCCUCACUAACAAUGUUAGUUGUUGAUGAUUUGUCAUUGUCCUAUAAAUCCAACUCUGUGUUUAGACCAUAGGGAUUUAGAUUAAUUCUAUUUUGAAUCCAAUCUAUUUAAUUAUGUGGUUUAGAUCAAGAGCUGAGCCUCAGGAUAUGUUUUUCUUUGGGUUUGUAGCAGCCAACUCCUGCAAUGAAAUGAACAUGACCAAGUCAAACAUUAUUUUGUCUUAGUAAUGCUAUGCUAACAACUGCUUAUUACACACAGAAUGGAAUAGAAUACAAUAGCGUUGUACAUACAGGGAGAACAGAAGAAUAAGAGAUGAUUCAUAAGCACUGUUUUAGACCCACACCAACCUGCAUCCAUCCUGGUCUGAACCCCAGAGGACUCUGACAGUAGCUCCCAGGAGGUCUGAUUGGCCUCGUUUCCAGCCACUCAAUUCACACGCUCCAGGGGCAGCCCAAAGUCUGGGUAACUCUUUCCCUUCCCUGUGAACCUAUUAAAUGGAGAGCAACAAGUGUAAGUUCAUCAUGCACAACAAGGCAGGAUAGGCUAUGAUGCCUGACCAUACCGUAGAACAUUUUGAUAAGAGAAAUUGAUUUUGAUUUCUGGAAGUAUGUAAUUGUAAAAUUGAUAAGAAUUAAGCCUGAAAAUGUAUGAUUAUACAAUAGAUUACUUAGACUUCUCUGUCUAAUAAAAUGUAUUUAAAUUAGUGAUUAGUGUUAAUAAUGAUGCUAAUACUGACCAAUGUUCCUUACUUAAAGUCGUGGUCUGUGUCCUCCAGUCUCCUCAUGGGCCCCAAUAGUACUCCCCCUUCCACCACAGAGCUGGAGUAGACCUGACCAACCAAUUCUCCAUUGGACAGCUCACUCUCACACAGACAGCCUGAUAGGCACUGCCACCCUCACUGGACCUACAAGAUGCAACAAGAACCCAAGAUAAUGAAGGCUUAUUAUGACCCUUCAAGUGGGUAUGUACUCUCUUUAGUGUUCAAUAUGAAACAAUGAUAACCAUAACUUAAAGACAAGUAAUGGUAUUAUGUAGUAUUAGUGACAGUUUAAUGUGUACGCAGACAUUUACUUUCAUAUUCAAUCAACAGAAAUGAGCGAUACUGUUUGCAGGACACGACCUAUAGCAACACAAUAUAUAGAUGUGAAUGUGGCACUAUAACUGUAAUAUGUCAGAGCACACAAUAAAUAUAAUUGGAACUCACCUCCCUGUGCGAGUGUCCCCAGUAUCAACAGCUGCAGAAGAGCCACAGAGAGGAGAGUUGUAAGUCUUGGUGGCGUUAUGAUGAUUCUACCUGCAUCUCAAUCCAGACGUCUCUUGCUUUGUUACAUGCACAAGAGCACUUCUACUACUGAACCUGACCCCAGUGAUCUCAGUUUGAGCACAUUCCAGCCCCAUGUUGCCAUGGUUUAUGUUUCUUAUUUAUCCAUUCAGCAAAAGGCAUUGUGGAAUAAGGUCAGCACGCUCUUUAAGAACUCACGCGUAUGACAAAUCAAGACUGCGCCUAAGAAAAUGGCUUUUCUUUCAAAUGUUCCCUUUUUCUCCAUUUAAAUAACUUUUCACAAGGCCAUUCUACAAGCAUGUUGUGAAUGGAAAAAGUGAUGUGUUGGCUUGUCAUUGAUAUAAUAAAGCGGAAACCGGCAUUGACGUUGAGUAAUGAUCUGCCUUCGCCCUCUGACCCCGUGUUCCCCUCAGGUGUCAUGGUGGCCUGGAGAUAAUGGACACUAAGUGGACUUAAUCCUUCCUCAGAUAGAACCUCGGGGAGCUUUCUGCUCUAUUCUUAAUGCAUGAAUUUCCUUGAUCAAAUUAGCAGUUGAUUUCUGAAGGCUUUGCAAUAACUGUAUUGUUGAAACAUGUUUUUCUGCAGUUUUCCAGAAUCCAGAGUUUCAAUACUGGCCAAAACGGAAUAUAUUGUUGUUAAAGCUUUUCCUAGCAUUGCUGUGUUGUGCUCAAUGUCAACAAUCUCAAAGUAACCCAUGACUGUGUUUUAAUAUCUAUAAUAACCACAUGGUGUUGCUGCAGUCCCAACAUCAAAGGCUUGGAAACCGCUGCAACACAGUUUCUUAGUUCUUUUUUUUUAUCGCUUUGGUACUAUUUUCACAAGUGUUAUGUGGUGAAUUUUCAGAACUCUUAGGACAGAACUCCAAACUUAACAUUUGUAACGCAGCCAGUCUUCUGUUCAAAAGCUUUCAUUGUUCAUUCAUUUUUUUAGGGGAGACAUACCACACCUCCACCUCCAUUUAAUCACCAAAACACAACAUAAUGACAAAUUAUUUUAACAACCAGUUAAUGUAAUAGCAAAAAAUGUAAGAUACCUUUGAAUGUAUGUAGUAUGCUACAGUACUGUAAAUUUACAGUGCGUUACACUUUUCUCAUUAGGCAAUAUACUUGCACUACCCAUUUUAAAAUUGACUGAACAUCGCAUUUCCAUCAUUUCUAUCCCAUGUGUGAUCAUUGAAGACAUCUUUCACAAUGUAAUCAAAUGAAAUACAUUGUUUAGCAGGCGCUAGUUUGCAUCAAACCUGUCUUGAGCAUCCUCAUUUUUCAUGCAUUUGGGGAAAAACCUUUUGGCAUGGUGAAUCCAAGCCUCACAUAGGUCUGGAUCAAAAUCAUUGCAUGCCUCAUCCAUGGCCUGAAGGAGAGUGGUACGCCUAUGGGGAUGGCAGUCAUACAUCUUCCAUCUACAUUGUAUUUUACAGUAUUGUAUGGUACUUAUGUAUUGUAGUGGUCCUUUACAUGGCUCAGUUCAUAAGAGCAUGGCACUAGCAACACCAGAGUUGUGACUUCGAUUCCCAAUGGGGUCACAUACCAAACUGUGGAGUGUUGUCACUUUGGAUAAAAGUGUCUGUUUACGUAAAUGGCAUAUACUGUAUCAUGGUAUUAGAGUACUGUAUUGGCCAGUGCAAUUUUAGUAAAGUGGUGUGACCCCCCCCCCCCCCAAUUUAAAAACACCCCAGCAGCUUAAUUUUGGAUACAUGUACUCCUACCUAAUAUUGAGUUGCACCCCAUUUUGCCUUCAGAACAGCUUCAAUCCUUUGGGCAUGGACUCUACAAGGUGUCAAGCGUUCCACAGGGAUGCCGGCCCAUGUUGACUCCAA
This is a messenger RNA of Salmo salar (Atlantic salmon), 5176 nucleotides long. Lineage: Eukaryota; Metazoa; Chordata; Actinopteri; Salmoniformes; Salmonidae. The record is from RefSeq and is a predicted model, not a curated record.